Mycotypha africana is the source of this 1491-nucleotide messenger RNA. RefSeq lists its product as uncharacterized. NCBI's taxonomy places the organism in Eukaryota, Fungi, Mucoromycota, Mucoromycetes, Mucorales, Mycotyphaceae. The record is from RefSeq and is a predicted model, not a curated record. The coding region runs from base 88 to 1221 and encodes 377 amino acids. The transcript has 2 exons.
CACACCAGAACCUGAUACUACCCGUAAGUUAGAAAGUUGUCAAUAGAAAAACCUUACUUGUACAUUCCAGCUAAUAGUGUUUAAUUUAUGCAUAUUUCAUAUGUAGAGGCAGCCAAUCCUACUUCAACAGAAAAUACUAAUCAAGUUGAUCCUACAGCCUCAGAAGUACCUGCACCUACUCCAACGACACCGGAAGCGCAACCUACUGAACCAGCAGCUACUUCCCAAGCACCUGUACCUACUACUUCAGAAGAACAGCAGCCUUCUCCUCCAGCUUCUAUAGAGCAGCCAACGGCAUCUUCUUCCGCUCCUGCUACUCCAACUGAACAACAACAAACCACAGAAAACGCUUCUCCGGCCCCUGCCAUUAGUACCGAAAUUUCGACUCAAGCACCUUCACGAUCUGAAACUACUUCUAACAGUAGUAGUUCAGAAGCAGUUGCACCUUCUACUUUAUCGGAUCAAUCCAAUCAAGCACUACCUACCUCAACAGACCAGCAACCUACUUCAGAUAACAAUAAUAUAAAUACCAGUACCCCCACAGAUCAACAACUUUCUAUUUCUCCUACUGCGACUAUGUCAGAUAGUGCUACACCCACUUCAUUCUUACCCACAGAUUCAUCCACUUCCGAGCCUACACCGACACCUACAGAUGCCAUAAACACGGCUCCCUCAUCAACGAAUGCAACACCCACUGAGUCAGCCAGUCCCACAAGUUCCAUCGACGAAACACCCAUUACAACCGAUUCUAUCCUUGUGACAUCUUCUACAAUAGAUCCUACUGCUUCUAUUACAGAUUCUAUUUCAGAGAGCACAGCAUGGCCCACUUCUUCUGCUUCUGAAAGUGUCAGUAGUAGCUCUGUUAUGGCCUCUAUCACCUCUUCUCUUCUUUCUUCCAGCUUGAUGCCAACAGCAACACCGACGGGUACCAUUAAUGACGGCGCUGCUCAUAGUGAUCUUGGCCAGAGCGACGGUCUAAGUCAGAAAAACAAAGCCAUCAUUGGCGGUUGUGUCGGCGGCAUUGGUGGCGCACUUGUUGUGGGCGGUGCAGCUACCAUGAUGGCAAUGAAGUACAAGAAACGUAAACGUGAAGCAGAUAUGGAGAGCUAUCAUCCUGAAUCCAUCAGUAGUAGCAUAGGCAAUAACAUGUCUGAAGAAUACCAUGAUAAUUUUGAUUCUUUUGGUAGUUCGGACCAAUUCGUUCAACAACGCCGAUAUUAAUCACUCCAGAUGAUCAUUGAUAAAGGAUUGCCCCAUACACCACUUCAACAAUUUUUUAUUAAUUUUUAUUUCUAAUCUUUUUGUGCUAUAUCAGGAAACUCUCAUCAUUCUACUAUCCUGUUACUCUUUUCUAUGUAGUUAUUUUCUAUUACCUAAUUUACACUCAUUCCUAAUCAAUUACACAACAGCAUUUUUUCUUUUUGUUCAUCUCAACAUGUUUACAGUUCAAAUAUUAAAUAAUGGCAGGCCCUUGUUCUUUUUUUUUAGUUA